AUGGCGGCGGCUGCGGCGGCGGCGUCUCUGGCGAUCCGUCUCACGGCGCUCGUCGUGGUGCUCGUCGUCUUCUGCCCGACGGCGUCCGCGGCGCCGAAGGGGAAGAAGUACAAGGUCGGCGGUCCUGACGGGUGGCGCGUGCCCCCGAAGGCGGACAAGGAGAUGGCGUACGUCAAGUGGGCGUCCAACAUAACCUUCUUCGUCGGGGACUCCGUCGAGUUCGUGUACAAGAACGACUCGGUGAUCAAGGUGAGCAAGGUUGGUUACUACCACUGCAACGAGACGGCGGGCAUCGGCACCGGCCCCGGGCCGAGGGAUGGCAAAACGCUCUUCAUCCUCGACGCGCCAGGCUUCGUCUACUUCGCCAGCUCCAACCUCAGACACUGCAAGGAUGGCCAGAAGCUCCUAAUUAAAGUCCUCGACCCCGAGCAGCGGCCGCCGGCAUCAGCAUCGUCGCCGUUAGAGGCCCCGACGGAUCCAUCAUCUCCGGAGCCAGGGCCGGCCUCCACGGAGCACUCAUCCGCCAUGGGAGGGCCAUUCGUGGCGCCUCUCGCCCGCGCCAUGGCACAAGCUGCAACAUUGGUCCUGGCCUGCUUUAUGUGA
Molecule: messenger RNA, 603 nt
Organism: Aegilops tauschii subsp. strangulata
Lineage: Eukaryota; Viridiplantae; Streptophyta; Magnoliopsida; Poales; Poaceae
Product: early nodulin-like protein 17
Cellular component (GO): plasma membrane
Molecular function (GO): electron transfer activity
Source: RefSeq, a predicted model, not a curated record